AUGUGGUGGGGGGGGGGUUGGGGUGGAGGGGAUGGGGGUUUUGGUUUUUUAAAUGAAGAGGUUGGUUUUGGUUGGGGUGAUUGGGGGGGUGGGAUUUUGUGUAGUAAUAAGGUGGGGGAGGUGGGAUGUGUUUUAGGUGGGGUUUGGUGGGGGGUUUAUUUUGGGUUGGGGGGGGAGGAUGAGAGGGGGAGUUUGGUGGGGAAAUUGGAGUGGGGGGGUGGUUUGGAGGUUGUGUGUGGGGUUUUGGGAUGA
Messenger RNA from Knipowitschia caucasica, 252 nucleotides. Lineage: Eukaryota; Metazoa; Chordata; Actinopteri; Gobiiformes; Gobiidae. The record is from the annotation of a GenBank genome assembly.